CAUUCUGCACUAAAUCGAGACGAAUCUUCAAAGUUUGCCAGCACCUGUAGAAAAGAGUCAGUUGCAAAAAUGUUGUCCCCAGAGGAGGAACAACCAGCAACAAAAAUAGCUGAAGCACCACCACUGGAAUUGUUGAACUCCUCCGUUAGUCAAGAUAUUUCUGAAAAUUUAUUGAAAAUAUUGGAUUUUGAGUUUACAAAGCCCAAUGAAUCCGGUGAGAAUUGUUCUGCGAAAUUACACAUUUCUGACUCGGAGGAUACUGAGGAGCUUGAGAAAAAGUCUGAAAAGGAAAGUGUCCCUCUCAAGCUGGAAACUGACGACGGCGACGACGACGCAGCAAUGAGUCCAACCGCCGGGUAUGAUUCUAACGUGACGACGACCAGCAGUGAGCAACAGAAUCAGGAAGAUGUGUCCACCGUGUUGAAAGAAUUGGAAAAUAAAGUAACGCCAGAACCUUCCGAAAUGUCAGAGUCCAUCGUCCGAGCAACUUUUGUUGACUUUUCCACUGGCGAGGAAGACGAAGAAGAUCAACAUCAAGAACCCAUGAUAAGUCAAGGAUUGGCUUUGGAGGAGCUAAUCAAUACAGAAGAAUUGGGGAAAGAAUUCAGCCUCACGUUGAAUCCAGACCUUCCAAAAAUUCGGGCUCAGCAGAUCCAGAAUUGGUUGGAGUUUGAAAAAGAGGCAACGCCCAACAAGCAGAACGGCGAUGACGACAAUAUUUUGGAAAAUAAUGAGACCACCCAAAGAUCAAGGGAAGCUUCACCUCCACAAGAUUUCGAACUAGACAGUCUCACCAUGAUGGGAGGAGGAGUUGCACGUGGAGGAAAUACGGGACCAGUUGUAAAUUCUGGGGUUGACCACACCGUGACCGAUGCAGACGGACUUCAACGAAGAGUCAGAUUCCUAACCGAUCCGCAGGGGAACAUUCUCAUUUCCGUCUUCUUGACAAAUGUCGAUGGGGAGGAGGAGGAACAGCAGCAAGUGAUUCACUUGGGAGAAGACCACGAACUACCGGAUGGGAUGAAUUUCCCUGAAAUUGAAAGCCAGCUCGCCGCCUUUGUAUCGCAUGCUCAACAGAACAAACCAGAUUUGGUUGAUACGGAUAAGAUUUUGAAAGAGUUGGGGGUUGAGAAGGAUGAAGAAGAUGGAGAAGAAAAUAAUGACCAGAAAGCACCAAAAGCCGAAGAUGAUGCAGAAGGUGGUAAUAAGACUAGCAACACCAAGACCAGGAUUUCAGCAGGUCCUUCACUCUCCGUUUUUGAUGAUGGUGACGACGCUGGAUCGGAUUCUGAAACAAUGUCGACAUCCUCAUGCUCCUCCAUGAUCGAGGUGAAGCCCAAAGAAAACGAACCAACUUGUUCUUUGGGGGCAAAAUUGCUCCAAGUGGUGAAUGAGGAGGGUAUUUUGGAUGAGAAUAACAACCAAGUUAUGAAUACAGACAAAGCAAGAGAGGCACAAGUUAUUACAAAAAUCAAGGAUCAAAAUAAUUCAUCUAACGAAAAACUACCACCUGUUCCAGAAGAAGAGAAGGAAAUUGUGUUGGAUGACUGCAAAAUUCCAGAAUAUGCAAACUCUCCAUCAAAACAUGUUCCAACCUUGGUUGACGUAGAGUUGAAAGGAACUUUGUCCCCUCCAACCUCCGAGCAGACAUACAAUAAAUCCGCCGCAUUUCUGGAUAACAACAAUAACAAUGGCAACAUCCUGACCCUUCAAGUCGUCGGAGUGGAGUCGCCACCCUCUCCUCCACACCCAGAAGAUGACUAUCCCCAUAAACAACGCCGAGAUUCUGACGACGAUGCUGAAGCACAACUUGAAUCCCUUUGCAUCGAAGAGGAACCAAUUUCCGCUGUGGCUUUAACCAUCGCGAAAUGGGAAAACUUUUCCAGGAAACAACAGCAACAAGCAGAAUCUGGGGAAAAGGUGAGCAUCGCUGUGAAAGGGCUGGGAAAACUGAUCCUUCCCAUGUACCCAGGAGGAAACUAUCCGAAUUCUGCCCCCAUUAAAAUGGCUGGACCCGCAACUCCCAUGAAACCCGUGAAGAAGAACAAUCAAAAUCUAAACGGCAGUGGUGGUGAUCGUAACCAAAACAAUAAUGGAAAUAAUGGAUGCAAUAAAAAUAAUGGGACCGCUACCAACGGAUCAAACAAGCUAUGGAACGGGUGCGGCUGGGGAAAUGGAAAUAAUUCAACGACAAACAACAACAAUACGAGUAGUAAAUGUCCGAAUGUGAUGAUGAUGGAAAAAAUGGUCGUGGAGUAUGAGGAAGAAUCCAUUUAUGAAAAGCCAAAUAGCCAAGCCGGGUGUCUCUCGAUUACGACAAGCGCUUCAAAUCCGUCCACUUUGCUGAAAUCUUAUCCAAAACCAAAUUCUAGGGGGGAAAUUGUAAAUUGGUUUAAAGAAGGAGAAUUGUACCGAUCUGGCAUUCUGCUGAGUUAUGCUCCCACGACGCACCACACAUCGCCACACAUUGUACCUCAACCAGUCACGGCACCUGUCAUCGUGUCGUGGUUCUUCGGAUUAAUUACACGUCAACAAGCAGAAGAACUGCUCCUCGGUCAGCCAACCGGAACAUUUCUUGUACGGAUUUCCACGCGUAUUUGGGGUUACACGCUUUCUUAUCAGUUCAACAAUAAGACGAAACAUUUUCUACUUUCUGCCAUCAAUCCUGCCGUUGCUGCCACGCUUAAUAACGGCCCUGGCAGUGGAUCUGAUCAAAACAAUAAUAAUGGCCCCACAGGGAAGCAACAUUUUCUCCACCCGUUCUCACCUGGUGGAAAAUAUGCCUUCAUUGGAACCAAUAUGACUCCCUACAGUACUCUCACGAGCUUAAUUCGACACCAUUCCCAUGCCCCGAUAACAAAGGCCGGCGGAGAAAAACUAAUUGCUCCAUGCCCAGGAGGACCAAAAAUUUCCGGGAUUGAGUACGUCUUCAAGUAAUGCUGACGAGAAAGUAGUUAUUAAUUUAUGAAAUAUUUUUUUUACGAAUAUAUAUUCUUUAUUAUCAAUUGAUAUUGUGGUGGUGAUAAUAAUGUGGAGGAAACCCGACUGAUAUUGGAUCGACUUGUUUCAUUACAGUGAUGAUAACUAUACGGUGUAAUAUGGAUAUGACUUUUGCUUGUUUCUGUUAUUUUGUUACACAUAAUUUUAUAAACAUUUUGAUUAUUCACGUACACACUGCUUGAGUGUAAUAAACACUAGACUACAUAAUUCUGAAA
Molecule: messenger RNA, 3215 nt
Organism: Folsomia candida
Lineage: Eukaryota; Metazoa; Arthropoda; Collembola; Entomobryomorpha; Isotomidae
Exons: 7
Coding region: 70-2937 (955 amino acids)
Cellular component (GO): cytoplasm
Source: RefSeq, a predicted model, not a curated record